Messenger RNA from Acomys russatus (golden spiny mouse), 4932 nucleotides. RefSeq lists its product as uncharacterized. Gene Ontology annotation, biological process: proteolysis; DNA integration; virion assembly. The record is from RefSeq and is a predicted model, not a curated record. Gene Ontology annotation, molecular function: zinc ion binding; RNA-DNA hybrid ribonuclease activity; nucleic acid binding. Lineage: Eukaryota; Metazoa; Chordata; Mammalia; Rodentia; Muridae.
AUGGGACAGACUGUGACGACCCCCUUGACUCUAACUCUUAACCAUUUUAAGGAUGUUCGAGCUUGUACACAUAACUUGUCUGUGGAUGUCCACAGAGGACGUUGGCAGGUUUUCUGUGCCUCAGAGUGGCCAACCUUUAACGUGUGGUGGCCUAGAGAUGGGACAUUUAACCUUACUAUUAUCCUGCAGGUUAAAGAUGUUGUUUGCAGACCUGGGUCCCACGGCCACCCGGAUCAGGUCCCAUAUAUAAUCACAUGGGAAUCCCUGGUCCAAGACCCACCACAGUGGCUCAAGCCUUUCCUCCUGGGCCCCCUGCCAACUUCUCUCUUCCCAGUUGCAGCUUCCGAGACUCCUGAGACACCCGAAGAACACCCAGGAGUUCGCCCAAAGCCCCCGGUGGGACCAAGAUCCAGGCCAGGGUUUCCUCUUCGUACUAUCAGUGGUGACAUUCAUUACUGGCCAUUCUCCGCAUCAGAUUUAUACAAUUGGAAGACCCACAAUCCUCCCUUUUCACAAGACCCCCAGGCUCUAACUUCCCUUAUUGAAUCAAUCCUCUUAACUCACCAACCCACCUGAGAUGACUGUCAACAGCUUUUACAGGCUCUCCUCGCUGUGGAGGAAAAACAGAGAGUCCUCCUGGAAGUGAGGGAAAAUGUGCCCGGGCCAAACGGGGCACCCACCCAGCUCCCUAAUGAGAUAGACCAAAGAUUUCCCUUGACACGCCCAGAUUGGGAUUUUGAGACGGCUGCAGGUAGGGAGAAGCUCCGUAUCUAUAGCCAGGCUCUAUUGACAGGUCUCAAGGGAGCUGGAAAGUGCCCCACCAAUUUGGCCAAGGUAAAAACUAUUACUCAGGGAAAGGAAGAAAGCCCUGCUGCCUUUAUGGAAAGGUUGCUGGAAGGGUUCUGCAUGUAUACUCCGUUUAACCCUGAGGCUCCAGAACAUAAGGCAACAGUGGCCAUGUCUUUUAUAGAUCAGUCAGCUCCGGAUAUAAAAGGGAAGCUGCAGCGACUAGAUGGUAUUCAGACAUAUGGAUUACAGGAUUUGGUCAGAGAAGCAGAGAAGGUGUAUAACAAGAGAGAAACCCCAGAGGAAAAGGAAGCUAGGCUAGCAAGGGAACAGGAGAGAGAGGAUCGUAGGGAUCAUAAUCAAGAUAGACAUUUGAGUAAGAUCUUGGCCGCUGUAGUGACAGAACCUACUAAAUAUAAAGGACAGGAGAGAGAGGGAGGAGAACGAAGGCGGCCCCAUGUGGAUAAGGAUCAAUGUGCUUACUGCGAGGAACGUGGACACUGGUUAAAAGACUGCCCUAAGCGUCCCAAAGAUCGAAAGAAACCUGUCCUGGUCCUGGCCCUGGGUGAAGACAGUGACUAGGCAAGUCGGGGCUCUGAAGCCCCCCCCCCCGGGCCCAGGCUAACCCUUACCGGGGGGCAAUGCACCACUUUCCUGGUAGAUACAGGUGCUCAACAUUCUGUGCUAACCCAGCCAUCGGGACCAAUGUCUUCAAAGACAUCCUGGGUACAAGGAGCAACUGGUGGCAAACUACACCAGUGGACCAACAAACGGGCUGUUAACCUUGGUACAGGUACUGUGACUCACUCCUUUUUAGUAAUUCCUGAGUGUCCUUAUCCUCUAUUAGGGAGAGACCUGCUAACCAAGUUGGGGGUUCUAAUUCAUUUCUCAGAGGAAGGAGCAACAGUAUUAGGCUCCAGGGGAGCACCUAUACAGGUCCUCACCCUCAAAUUGCAGGAUGAAUACCAGCUAUUUCAGACUAGCCCCAAUGACCCCCUUCCUGAAGACAGCCCCUGGAUCCAGCAAUUUCCCCAAGCCUGGGCGGAGACUGGAGGGCUAGGACUGGCCCAUACGCAGCCUCCUAUUAUUGUGACUCUCAAACCCACGGCUAUACCGGUCUCUAUAAAACAAUAUCCUAUGAGCCAAGAGGCCCGAAUGAGCAUCAAGCAGCAUAUUAAUCGAUUCCUACAAUUAGGGGUCCUAAGACCUUGUCACUCUCCCUGGAAUACUCCGCUCUUGCCUGUCAAGAAACCAGGAACACAGGACUAUAGACCAGUACAGGACCUCUGAGAAGUAAACAAAAGGGUGGUGGACAUCCAUCCCACGGUGCCUAACCCUUAUAAUUUUCUAAGUACCUUGAGGCCAGGUUUUACCUGGUAUACUGUCUUAGAUUUAAAGGGCACUUUCUUUUGCUUGCCUUUGGCCCCUCAGAGCCAACCAUACUUUGCCUUUGAAUGGAAGGACCCCGAGCUGGGGCUCUCGGGGCAAGUUACCUGGACACGCCUUCCCGAAGGUUUCAAAAACUCACCUACUCUUUUUGAUGAAGCGCUCCACCAGGAUUUGACUGAUUUCCGUGUCAUGCACCCAGAAAUAACUCUCUUACAAUAUGUAGAUGACCUCUUAUUGGCCGCCCCCACCCAGGAGGCCUGUAUUGAAGCUACUCAACAUCUACUCCAGGAACUGGGUGACAAGGGCUAUCGGGCCUCAGCUAAAAAGGCACAACUCUGCAGACAAGAGGUAACAUAUUUGGGCUAUAUUCUCAAAGAAGGGAAAAGAUGGCUAACUAAGAGCCACAUAGAGACAGUGGCCAGGAUCCCUCCGCCACACAACCCUCAGCAACUCAGAGAGUUCCUAGGAACUGCUGGGUUCUGUCAGUUAUGGAUCCCUGGCUUUGCUGAAUUAGCGGCUCCCCUGUAUCCUCUCACUCAAAAUAAAGACUCUUUCAAGUGGGAUAAACCCCAACAACAGGCCUUUGACACAAUAAAAAAGGCUCUCUUGUCUGCCCCGGCCCUCAGGAUACCUGACACUUCCAAGCCUUUCACUUUAUUCAUAGAUGAAAGGGAUGGCGUUGCUAAAGGUGUGCUAACCCAGACCUUGGGGCCGUGGAAACGACCAGUGGCUUACUUGUCCAAACAAUUAGAUACUGUCGCUGCUGGAUGGCCUUCUUGCCUGCGCAUCAUGGCUGCCAUGGCCUUGUUGACCAAAGAUGCCAACCAACUGACUCUGGGACAACCCUUGACUGUCAUCACGCCUCAUGCCUUAGAGUCUGUAGUGCGACAGCCUCCUGACAGAUGGAUUAGCAAUGCCCGUCUCACCCACUAUCAGGCUUUGCUCUUAGAUUCUGAUUGUGUCACCUUUGGUCCCCCAGCUACUCUCAACCCAGCUACCUUGUUGCCAGCCCCAGACCAGGCACAAGAGACUCCACAUGACUGUCACAAGGUAAUGGCAGAAACGCAUGGUACACGAGAAGACCUACAAGAUCGUCCUAUCCCAGAGGCUGAUCAUACUUGGUAUACUGAUGGCAGCAGCUUCCUGGAUUUAGGUAUCAAAAGGGCUGGGGUGGCUGUGGUAGAUGGACAGAAAGUCAUCUGGGCACAGGCCCUUCCUCAAGGGACUUUGGCCCAAAGGGCAGAACUUGUCACCCUAAGCAAGGCAUUAGAACUUUCCAAAGACAAGAAAACUAAUAUUUACACUGAUAGCCGAUAUGCAUUUGCCACUGCUCAUGUCCAUGGGAGUAUUUAUGAACAAAGAGGACUUCUGACCUCAGAGGGCAAGGAGAUUAAAAAUAAGCCUGAAAUUAAAGCUCUCCUCAAAGCUCUAUUUCUGCCAAAACAAGUGGCUAUCAUACACUGUCCAGGACACCAGAAAGAACAAAAUCCUGUCGCCAUGGGAAACCAGGAGGCGGAUCAGGUGGCAAAACAAAUAGCCAAGUUGGGACUCCUGGUAUUGUCUAUCGGGGCUAAAGAACCCCCUCAACCUGAGGCUUAUAACUACUCUCCCGAGGACCAGGCCAAGGCCCAAGCCCUAGGAGCUAUAUUUGACCCAGUUUCCAAAAAUUGGACAAAAGACGGUAAAACUGUCCUGCCAGCCCUCGAUGCGGCUGCCAUGGUCCAACAAAUGCAUGCCCGGACCCACCUAGGAUCAAAGAAGCUUCGACAGAUCCUGGACAAGAUAGAAUUCAUCAUCCCUGGAGCUGCUGCCCUGGUUGAUAAAACUGUAACUACUUCUCAGGCUUGUCAACAAGUCAAUGCUGGCAGGAACCAAGUCCCAGAAGGGACCAGGGUCCGUGGAGACAGACCAGGAACUUACUGGGAAGUGGAUUUUACUGAAGUAAAGCCCCCAGCUGCGGGUUAUCGAUACUUAUUAGUUUUUAUAGACACUUUUUCAAGAUGGAUAGAAGCUUUCCCCACCCAGUGAGAAACAGCACAGACAGUGACCAAGGUCAUCCUGGAAGAUAUCUUUCCUCGGUUUGGAUUUCCCAAGGUAAUCAGGUCAGAUAAUGGGCCGGCCUUCGUCUCCCAUGUAAGUCAGGGACUGGCCAAGAUCUUGGGGACUAAUUGGAAUUUGCAUUGUUCUUACAGACCCCAAAGUUCAGGACAGGUAUAAAGAAUGAAUCGGACUCUAAAAGAGACCUUGACUAAAUUGACCAUUGAGACUGGCUUAAAAGAUUGGAGACGCCUCCUACCCUUUGCUCUAUUCAGAGCCAGAAACACUCCCUCACGCUUUAGCCUAACCCCCUAUAAAAUCCUGUAUGGGGGACCACCCCCUUUGUCUACUACACUUAAUUCUUAUCAACCUUCUGCUUCCAAAACUGACUUACAGGCCCGCCUUAAAGGACUCCAGGCAGUUCAAGCCCAAGUUUGGGCCCCACUGCCCGAACUUUACAAGCUUGGCCACUCUCAGACAGCGGGACAUCCCUUCCACGUUGGUGACUCUGUCUACAUCCGUCAACACCGGUCUCAAGGACUCAAACCUCGCUGGAAGGGGCCUUACACCGUCCUCCUCACCACACCCACCACUCCCAAGGUCGACGGAAUAGCCCCCUGGGUUCACGCCUCUCACUCCAAAGCUGCACCAGCGACUCUUGACUCUGCCCAGAGACACCACGAUGGCAGCUCCAUCGCUCCCAAGAUCCACUCAAGAUAA